CCAGCGCCGUCGGGUCCCCAGCGUGGGGCGCGUGGGGUCUUGUGUGACAUUCUUGGGUCGGGGAGGACUCGAGGGUGACCGUCCCGCUGGUGUAGGGGCGCGGGGCAGGCGCGUGCGUUUCCGGGUCGCCGAGCGCCGCGGCGCCUGCUGGGACCUGGACCCAGGGUAGGGCCGGGCCCUCGCUUUUGGAGCCGUCCGGGGCGGCAGCCCCAGGUCGCAGCGCCGUUCGCCCGGCCGGCGGCUUCCCUUCCCAGGGGUCCAUCCUGGAGAAAGUAAAUGUUGCAUUACACAGCGUUAUCUGAACUAUUUGAAACCUUAGCAUCGCUCUUUAGCAAUCAAAAAAGAUUUUGCUCAGAUUAAGCUAUGGAACAGGCUGCGUAACUGGGCAGAUCUGCCGUGUCCUCUCCUCGCCUCAGCCCUGGAACAUUAAAAACAGCCCUGAGAACUUGGUGCUGAACAUGACUGUCCAUGCUGCAGAUUAUUGGGACUGGAGGAAGAUAGUUGCCCUUUCUGCCCUACCCCCAGUUAUAUGAUGACUCGAACCAUGGAGCCGCUGGCAAGGAAGAUCUUUAAAGGAGUUUUAGCAGCUGAACUUGUGGGUGUUUUUGGAGCUUAUUUUUUGUUUAAAAAGAUGAACUCGAGCCAAGAUUUCAGGCAAACAAUGAGCAAGACAUUCCCCUUCAUCCUGGAAGUUUAUUACAAAUCCAUUGAACAGUCUGGAAUGUAUGGAAUGAGAGAGAAAGAUCAAGAAAAGUGGUUGGAUAGCAAGAAUUAAGGCCAAUCAUCACGCUCAGCUUCCCACUUGAGCUGUUUGAAGCCUUUGGAGGGGAGAUGAAAGAUGAGUCUAUGCCACUGUGGGCUCGAUCCCCCCCACCCCCCACAGGCCUCCCGAGCUGGACUGCACCUUAGGGUCGCGUGGCCUGUGCUCCCCCCCGCACCCCUGCUGUGUAAACCCGUUGCUGGGUGCUCUCCUGUGUUUUCUAACAUGAGUAUUGGACAAAUGAAAUAAUACGGAAGGCUUAUACUGAAAAGAUUUUUCUUUUCUAUUUUUAUGAAAAAACAGAAACUAAUAACAUCAGAAAUUUAAAAAUGUUUUCAAGCAUAUAAGAGUAAA
Arvicola amphibius (Eurasian water vole) is the source of this 1114-nucleotide messenger RNA. It is a transcript of the gene Cebpzos, whose product is annotated as CEBPZ opposite strand. Bases 530 to 775 code for a protein of 81 amino acids. The transcript has 6 exons. NCBI's taxonomy places the organism in Eukaryota, Metazoa, Chordata, Mammalia, Rodentia, Cricetidae. The record is from RefSeq and is a predicted model, not a curated record.